Molecule: messenger RNA, 864 nt
Organism: Ceratosolen solmsi marchali
Lineage: Eukaryota; Metazoa; Arthropoda; Insecta; Hymenoptera; Agaonidae
Exons: 2
Coding region: 109-798 (229 amino acids)
Source: RefSeq, a predicted model, not a curated record
UCUCGGUCGCCCGCGCUCGUACGUGCAAAAUCCCAAGUUCCGUGUUUCCUGAGAGACAUCAUCCUAAUAAGCAACUAUUACGAAUUAUCACCGCAGAAUCUCAGCGAGAUGCUAAGCCGGGGAGUCAGCGUUCUCUUAAUCGUAUCGGCAGUGCUCGUCGCGGCAAGAGUGCCAAUCGCGCUUUCCGCGCCGUUCUACUCCAAGUCUCCGGUGCCUUAUUGGCACUUACCUUGCGGCGACAAUGGGGAACGCGAUUACGCGGACCCACGUGAUCUCGACGAAGAGAUACGAACGAGUCUUAAGAAUCUCCGUAUCCAGCAUGAACUUAUGCUGAACGACUAUCUCAGCAAGGACUACGAGUUCCUCUAUGAGAGUGUAAGGAUCGGCGUCCACGAGCAUCAGUACAUACCUAAUUGGUUACCUGGCAAGAAGGACGUCCAUUCGGUUAAGAAGCUCGCCCACAUCAAGCCCCAGCUGCUUGUGAAGUAUUUACCGAAACUUCACACAGACCUGCAGAAGUUCGCUGUGGCAUUGGAAGAGAUGGUGGAGGACGAGGGAUCCAAGGUUCAAGAUGCCCUGCUCACCACCCAGUCCUACUUGAAGAUGAUGAUCUGCGAGGUGGAGACGAGCAUAGUAUCCUUGCCGAUGCUGCAUCUGCCGGAUCGAGUGGAGCGCAGCAUCAUGAGCGACGCCGAUCGACAACCUGUUGAUGAUACGAGGCGGCUGGUGCGCGAUUGGGGUAUCCUGGUCAAAUAUAAGGACUACAUACAUGCGUGGAGGCACGCUUUCAAUUACUAAUAAUCAAUCAUCCGGCGUUGCGAUUGAAUUGUAGAUUCGCGUGAGAGGAGCUUUAGCUUUUUAAGG